Rubroshorea leprosula is the source of this 1265-nucleotide messenger RNA. Lineage: Eukaryota; Viridiplantae; Streptophyta; Magnoliopsida; Malvales; Dipterocarpaceae. The record is from the annotation of a GenBank genome assembly.
UCGCAGAGAUUUGAGAGGAAUAGAUGGAUUUGGGACUUCCCAAAUCCAUCGCCAACAUCUUCGCCGCUCGGAACAUCGCCACCGCCAAGGUCAACGGAGUUUGAGCUGAUGGAGUUGCUAGAUGUGGGGUUGGCAGAAGUGAGAUCUGCAUUAGCACACAUCAGUGAGAAGGUCUGUCCACCUUUUCAAACUGCAUUGUCACUGAUGGAGCAGAGGGUUCAAAAUGAGAAGUUUUCAGGCCAUCUUCCAACAGGUCUGGAAGGAUUAGAUACGGCCUUAUGUCGUGGAAUCCCAUUUGGUUUUUUGACUGAACUGGUUGGUCCUCCUGGAAUUGGCAAAACGCAAUUCUGCUUGAAGCUCUCUUUAUUGGCCUCAUUACCAACGAGUUAUGGAGGGCUGAACGGCCGUAUGAUAUAUAUUGAUGUUGAAUCCAAAUUUAGUUCAAGUGGGAUCUUAGUUUUGUGGCCAACAUCACUUUCUGAAUUCACUCAAAGUUUGCAGCAAAUAAAAGUUUCACUCCUCCAAAACCAAGUGAAGAUGUUGGUCAUUGAUAGCAUGGCCGCUCUAGUUACAGAGUCACUUGCUGAAUUUUCACGAAUUCCUGUUAUAGUGAUGAACCAAGUGAGAUCUCAAAGCCAUGAUCAAGCCUGCCAGUAUUCCUUUCAAAUCCAUAACAAGAGGGAGACUUUAGAGACUCCUGCAACAUCCAAUAUGCAUCUGGUUGCUGCUCUGGGUAUUAAUUGGGCUCAUGCUGUAACCAUUCGUCUUGUGCUGGAAUCUAAUCAGGUCAGAGGUUCAUUCAGUUAGCAAAAUCUCCAUUAUCUCCACCUCUUGCUUUUCCUUUCCACAUAACUUCAUCAGGGAUUUCCUUACUAAAUCAUGAUAGAAUAGAACUUACGGGACCAGAGAUAAACUCAAUUCACUAUCAAGGUUGGCAAAACUGUUCCAUGCAUUAAGAACUGUUCAUUACUGAUGUUUUUGUAAUUUUGAUCUUCCACUGAAGAAAAUACCAUAUGAAGUUAUAACCGUGUAAAUAGGUUCAACAUUCACCUGUGCUAGCAACUCGGGCUGCAAGUAUUCAGCAACUCUGGAUGUUUUUGCAGGAAGGCAAGAUUGGGGGAGGAAUAUAUCAAUAAAUAUGCAAGGCUUGGGGUUUGGCUUGCGGUUCAAUUACUUGGUGGGCAAGAUUAGAGAGUUUUUUUGAGGUACUCCUAAGACCCACCAUAACUGGGGUAGUCAUUAGUCAAUAUAGUUUCUAAUAGUUC